CUAGUGGUGAUUUGAGCUAACCUAUGACGUAAGCCAUGACGUUAUUUGUUUGUCUGCUGCUGGUCAUAACGUCUUUUCACUAAUGUUGAACGAAUAACGCUUCUUGGUUAUAACUGCAAACUUUUUCAGUGGAAAAACACAGCUGUUUCGCAAGUAUGGCUUUGUUAAAGCUGUGUGCCAUUCUGGCGGUCACUGUGGUCAUGCUGUCCACAAGUACCAACGCUGCUGAAGGAGUUGUUUUGUCACUUCAAAUCAAAGAAGCUCACCCAGUCCUCAAGUCAAAAGUAUUGUUGGAGUGUAGCGCGCAAGGUUUCCAUCCGGCAAAUCGUGAGGUUCCGAUAUACUUCGUUAUGAUGACGUCAUUGGGGGACAGUUUCAACGGGCCUGCCCAUCAAGAUGGAAACCGCUGCGUGGGAUUUGAAAGCGAGAACUAUCGUAUAGUUUGCGGAAGCGGAACACACAAGGCCGCAAGCCAGCUGAAGAUCUACAACUUUGUGAUUGAGAACCUACAUAAGUAUAAUCUGAGGGGAAGAUGGGUCUGCUGCACAGAACAAUGUCGCUUGGAUCAGAUGAGCAACAGAGUUAAAAUAACGGUUAACGACAUGACACCAUGGAAGGGAACAGAAGCGAAUACCUCUGCUCCUCGAAAGAACUAUGUUUUCACGUUGUCGCUGAUUUCCUUUGUCUCUUCGUGGUAUAUGAUCUCAUUAAUAAAUUGAUAGUCAUC
This is a messenger RNA of Gigantopelta aegis, 727 nucleotides long. RefSeq lists its product as uncharacterized. NCBI's taxonomy places the organism in Eukaryota, Metazoa, Mollusca, Gastropoda, Neomphalida, Peltospiridae. The transcript is spliced from 4 exons. The coding region runs from base 156 to 719 and encodes 187 amino acids. The record is from RefSeq and is a predicted model, not a curated record.